GACCUCAGAGGCACCGAGAAAAUGAAGCCGCCCCAGCCCUGCCCCGAGGGACGCGCCACGAGGGCGGAGAUGCAGAGAGGGCCCCGCCACAACUCGCUGUAACGUGAGCCUGGCUCCGGCGGAAGGGCUGCCAAGGGCCGAUCAAAGGCGGUCUCCCGGGCUCCGAAGACAGAGCGAGCUUCGCCCUCCGUUGGCAGACACCGGCAGGCGUCCGGGAGGAGGUGUAAUUUAGGCAGAACUUCCAAGGCGACGCGGAGACGGUCGGCAGGGUCUUUGAAGAAAGCACUCCUUUGAGGUCCCAAGGGCUGGCGUCCUCCAUCCAGAGCGCGGCUAGGAAAGGAGGCGGGGAGUGGGCGGGGCCGGGGCGGGGCCUGGCGUCGACUCGGGAAUCUUCGGCCCAGGCUCGGCACUCCUGCCCCUCAUCUCCGGUCCCUGCAUGAGCCCGGGGCCGAUCCGGAAACAGCCGAGCGGAUCCGGAAACAACCGAAAGGACCCGGAAGCGGUGAGAGCAAUCGCCAGGGAGUGAGGGAAUCCGCCGUUUGCACAGAGGCGAUGGCGGCAGCUGCGUCGGCUGCUGCGGGCGAGGACGGCCGGCGGCGGCCAGGGGUCGCGCUGGACCACCAGCCCCAGGAGGGGGCAAAGGCUGAGGCUGAGUCCGGGGAGCUCUGCCGUCUUCGAGCCGAGCUGGCAGCUGCCCUGGCAGAAAUGGAGACCAUGAAGGCUGUGGCGGAGGUGAGCGAGAGUACGAAGGCCGAGGCUGUGGCUGCAGUGCGGCGGCAAUGCCAAGAGGAGGUGGCCUCGCUGCAGGCCAUCCUGAAAGACUCCAUCUGCAGCUAUGAAGCCCAAAUCGCUUCUCUGAAGCAGGAGCGGCAGCAGCAGCAGCAGGAGUGUGAGGAGAAGGAGCGGGAACUGGGCCGGCUGAAGCAGCUUCUGUCCCGCGCUCACCCCCUGGACUCGUUGGAGAAGCAGAUGGAAAAGGCCCACGAGGACUCGGAGAAGCUGCGGGAGAUUGUGCUGCCCAUGGAGCAGGAGAUUGAGGAGCUGAAGGCGAAGCUGCUGAGGGCAGAGGAGCUGAUUCAAGAGAUCCAGAGACGGCCCCGGCACCCCUCUUCCUUGCACGGCUCCACAGAGUUGCUGCCCCUGUCCCGGGACCCGUCUCCCCCACUGGAGCCUCUGGAGGAGCUGAGUGGAGAAGGGGGUACGGCAGCCGAGGCCUUCGCCCACAACUGUGAUGACAGCGCUUCCAUAUCCUCCUUCUCCCUCGGUGGUGGGGCCAGCAGCAGCACCUCCCUGCCCCAUAGCCGCCAGGGCCUGAGCCCUGAGCAGGAAGAGACGGCCUCCCUGGUGUCCACGGGCACCCUGGUCCCUGAGGGCAUCUACCUGCCCCCUCCUGGUUACCAGCUUGUCCCAGACAACCAGUGGGAGCAGCUGCAGACAGAGGGGCAGCAGCUGCAGAAGGACCUAGAGAGGCUCAGCCGCGAGCGAGAUGAGCUACAAGAGGGCCUGAGACGGAGUAACGAGGACUGUGCCAAGCAGAUGCAGGUACUCCUAGCCCAGGUCCAGAACUCGGAGCAGCUGCUUCGGACCCUGCAGGGGACCGUGAGCCAGGCCCAGGAGCGGGUUCAGCUGCAGAUGGCAGAGCUGGCCACCUCCCACAAGUGCCUGAGCCACAAAGUAAAGCGGCUGAAUGAGGAGAACCAAGGGCUCCGGGCUGAGCAGUCUCCAUCUGCAGCCCCCCGGGGCCUGGAGCAGGAGGAUGGCAAGCAAGAGGCGCUGCCCAGCUCAGUGCCGGAGCUGCAGCAGCUGGUGCGAUACACGCGGCAGGAGGCGCGGGCCAGUCAGCAGACCCGGGAGCACGAGGCUGAGCGCCUGCGCAUUGAAAUUGUGACACUGCGGGAGGCGCUGGAGGAGGAGACGGCAGCCAGGGCCAGCCUGGAGGGGCAGUUGAGGGUGCAACGGGAGGAGUCAGCUUCCCUGUGCAGCCUAAGGACGGAGCUGGAGCGAGUCCAGCAGGAACAGAGCAGGGCCGGGCAGCAGGAAGCGCUGAGGCCACCAUCAGCCUUAGGCCAGACAGAGGAGGCCCCGCUCACCGACCUCUUCUCAGAACAGAGGGCCAAGAUGCUGCGGCUGCAGGCGGAGCUGGAGACCAGCGAGCAGGUGCAGAGGGAUUUUGUACGUCUCUCCCAGGCCCUGCAGGUACGCCUGGAACGGAUCCGCCAGGCAGAGACACUGGAGCAAGUGCACAGCAUCCUGGAUGAGGCGCCCCUCAGGGAUGUCAGGGACAUCAAGGACACCUGAAGGGCCAGUGCAAGAAUCCCCCUCACUCCCACCCAUGUCGGGGAGACUGCCUUUCUUCACUCCAGAACCCAAGGCCUAGGCUUUGGGGCUCGGGAUGGACGCUUCACCCUCUGCAGGCCUGGGGUCGAGGUGAUGGGGCCACCGCUGCCGGCCCUCUAGCACCUCCUGCCAGGGGUAGCUGAGCCUUCUGCUCUCAGGGAUGAUACCUGGGUGAGGGUCCCAACCCCUUCCUGGAACCAAAGGUGCAGGCUCAGCCCUGCAGC
Molecule: messenger RNA, 2561 nt
Organism: Loxodonta africana (African savanna elephant)
Lineage: Eukaryota; Metazoa; Chordata; Mammalia; Proboscidea; Elephantidae
Gene: RABEP2
Product: rabaptin, RAB GTPase binding effector protein 2
Exons: 13
Coding region: 553-2298 (581 amino acids)
Biological process (GO): endocytosis
Cellular component (GO): intracellular membrane-bounded organelle
Molecular function (GO): GTPase activator activity; growth factor activity
Source: RefSeq, a predicted model, not a curated record